Messenger RNA from Armigeres subalbatus, 3169 nucleotides. Its product is annotated as coiled-coil domain-containing protein 102A. The transcript has 7 exons. The coding region runs from base 383 to 2599 and encodes 738 amino acids. The record is from RefSeq and is a predicted model, not a curated record. Gene Ontology annotation, cellular component: myosin complex. NCBI's taxonomy places the organism in Eukaryota, Metazoa, Arthropoda, Insecta, Diptera, Culicidae.
CGCAAAAAUGGCAGCCAAAGUUUGUUCGGAUCGGAAGUAAUCUCCGCUAAACAGUUGAAAAAUCAUCCGCGUUUGGUUUGUUCCGUGAUAAAAUUACUCACAAUAGAGUCGCGUUAACCAUCCGGAUUUGUUACUGAGGGCAACAUCAGGAAAUUUUCAGUGAAUUUUGCGGAAAAAAUCAAUGUGUUGUGUCUGACUUCCUGGAAGCUGCAGCAGAGACAUGAGCGAAGAUUCGACGCCGAAAAAUCAAUAAAAAGUGUACCGAAACUUGCCCCCCUUUCUGUGGAUUGCUGUUCAAUGAAAAUUUCAAUUGGUUUGUGCUGAAGUGUGCUAGAUUGCAACGUGAUUUGAAAUUGCAAAUUUACAUCAAGUCUUAAGCAUAAUGUCUCAAAGUGCUCCUCGAAGACAUCCACCCAGCGGAGGCAAUCCGGAGGUCAUGUCGGCGAAAUUCGGUGACACCGAAUGGGAAGCACGAGAGUCCCAACGACAGCGCGAACUGGAGGAAGCUCGUGCCCGCGCUGCCCAGAUGGAGAAAACCAUGAAAUGGUGGUCUGACUGUACGGCCAAUUGGAGGGAGAAGUGGAGCAAGGUGCGUACGGAGCGCAACAAAGCACGGGAGGAAUCCAAACAAUUACGCGGCAGUCUGGAAGCGGCCAUCAAGGAAUCGAAUUCCUACAAGCGGGAAAAAUGUGAACUGGAAAUGCAAAUCACCCAGCUCAAGAAGGAAAUGGAAAAGGUCCACAUGUUGAUGAUGAAACACGCCGGUCAGUUCAACAAGGCCAGUCUGGACGCUGCUGAUGAACCGGAACGGGACGGGAGAGAUAACAACUGCUCGCCGGAUAUAUCCUCCGAUGGGCUGAAGAACGUUAACAGCGAAGAUGGACUGGUGACAAAGGUGAACAAUUUACCCGAUGACAGUGGUCAGGACGAUUUGGAUAUCGAGGAGUACAUCCUGCAGGGUGGUGCCAUGCCGAAACAUUCCGUAGAGUUUAAGGACAAGAGUGAUGUGAUGGCCGAGGAGAGAAGACUGAUUCAGCAGCUGUCGAAGGAUGAUUACGACGAGGAUUAUCUUCUGCAGAAGAUAUCGAUGCUGCAGAUAAGGUUAGAUGACGCCCAAAAGACGAUCCAGAUUGAGCGGGAGGAGAAGAACAGUAUUCAUAAGAAUUUUGAGAAGUUCCGACUGGAUAUGCAGGAGCUGAGGGAUAAGUGCGAGGAGCUGCGAGCAGCGAAGCAAGAUGCUGUGAGGGAACUACUAACGUUACAAGAGCAGCAUCGAGUGGAGAUGAGAAUUACUAACAAUUCUAUGCAAGAGGAGGUGGCUGCCAGGGAAACUCUGGAGAGGCGACUGUGCGAGCUAAGGACUGAGCUAGAACGAAUGCAGGCAGAAAAUGCUGCAGAGUGGGGCAAACGGGAGCGUUUGGAAACGGAGAAACUGAAUCUCGAGCGUGAAAACAAGAAAUUGCGAGCUGAGUGCCAAGAUCUACAGGAACGGUUGGAACGUAAAGGUCGGGGUCCAGUGAGCAACACAGACACUGAGUUCCGUGCUUUGCAGCAAGAGCUAAUUGACAAGAAUAAGGAAAUCACCGACAUUCGUCACUCGCACAGUAAGAUGAAAAAGAUGCUCUCCGAGGCGAAUACGGAGCUGGGCCAUGCGGUCCGUCGUGCCGAGCAGUAUGAAACCGAGGUCAAGCGUUUGCGAUCGCGUGUUGAAGAGCUGAAACGUGAACUAGCCGGAGCAGAGGACGAGUUGGAUUCGGCUUGCAAUCAUGUUCGUCGACUGCAGCGGACUAACGAGGAACUCUCCGGCCAAACCGAAGGCCUACAGGUUCAAAUUCAGCAUUUGCAGACAAGUGGUAGCCCAAAAACACUACAGGACCUGGGGAACUACAAAUCUACUAACAAGUCUAACUUCACCUCCAACUCCAACUACAAACCGAACAUAAACGAUCUCAAGCAGCUGUUCGAUUCGCGCCACUACAACGACCGCCAGCUGCAAUCGAAAUCCCGCUCCGCCGGAACAACGGAAACUCAACCCUCAUUUCUGUCCGGAUCAUACUACGAUGCCAAGCCCACCUACAUCGAUGGCGAUUCUCCUUAUGAGAGCAAAGAUAAAUCCCUAAACAACAUGUUCGACUUCGAGCGUGCCAAGCAAAAGUUUGACAACAUCUCCCGGUCGGCCGUUUCCGGUGCCAGUGGAGCCGCUCUUCCAAACUCCAGACGUUCUUCCUCCGGCCAGAACGGUCUCAAGUCCCAGUCGGGAUCGGUUUCCGGAAUACCCAAGCGUCAAUCCAACACCCCAUCGGGGUCCACCGCUGGGUCCGGUGCGCCAAUGGCGGGAUCGUACUAUGACUGUAACAAUUUUUCCGACAAUCGAAACGAGGACAGUAUUCCGCUGCUGUCGUCGUCGGCCAAACAGCACACGUCUUCCGGCGGGGCGGCGAUCAACGAUUCGGUUCCGUUCUUCGAUAACGAUAUGCCGGUAAAGGUGGCUGGCGGGAGUGGUGGUACGGGUGGAGUUGGUACCAAGCUGAACAUAACCAAGAUGAAUAACAUCAAUCUGGAUGCGCUGAAGGUGUCCGAGGAUGAUACGACUCCGUAGUUACGGAUCGACCAGUCUUUUGUCGGCCAACGACGACAACAGUGACAACGAUUAAAUUGGGUGGAGAAAAACCUACUCGGAACAAACAUUGAAAAUCAAAAUACUUCUGCGGCACACACUUACAGAACAAAAGCAUGCAUUUAUCUUACCCCGAAGUAAGUAUAACGUCUUUAGUGUUAGGGUAUUCUUCGGAUAAGUUUUUUUUAGUCGUAUCGUGUUCGUACAUCAUGAUAUAUACACUUGCAUAGCGGUUACGCUAUCAGGGCAACUGAGCCAUCACACAGAAAGCCGCGAAUCGUUCGGGUCGAGCAAUAGUAUUCCAGGAUUAUUUACGGUAAUUCUAAUUAAAAAGGUAGCACUAGUUCUUCAACACUUGAAAGAAAAAUCAAUCCGAAAACAAAUAUAUCUCUAUCAGAUCUCUUAGCCAGGCGCAGCUCCUGCAGAUUCGUUGGCCUAUAGAACUUUAUUUUUAAAGAUUUGUUAUUUUUUCUCAAAAAGUUUAGAACAACAGGACAGAACCUAAAUUUCGAAGCUCAAUAAGUUAUAAAAAGACUUUAAUUAAGAGAUAAA